AUCCGCACUUAGGAACAUGUUGCAGUUUUGCUAUAUCACCUAUAAAAGCGACAUGACGCUAUUCCAUAUCUAGAUCUAGACAGAAAGACUGGAAUAAACUUAUGGUUUGGGGAAAAUAUAUAGCCUAAUAUUUUGUAAUAUUUAUUUAUAAUGACGACACGGAAGAGAAAGAAUUUAUCAUUACCUCAAUCAGAAUCUGCAGAUGGUGAACCUCCCAAGAGACUCAUACAGAGUCAGUCUGACACGAACACUGCGGAUCAUCAUCAUCAUCUCAGCCCUUAUUUCUCAAUGAAAGUCCCCGUCAGACUGAGUCACAGCUUCUUCCACCAGCCCUGCGUUGAUCUGGCGAAGGCCUUUCUCGGCAAGGUGUUGGUGAGGAAGCUAACUGAUGGCACUGAGCUCAGAGCAAGGGUUGUGGAAACCGAAGCAUAUUUGGGUGGGGAGGACAAGGCGUCCCACUCAGCGGGGGGAAAACGCACAGAGAGGAACACUGCAAUGUUCAUGAAGCCUGGGACCAUCUAUGUCUAUCCCAUCUACGGCAUCUACCUCUGCAUGAACGUCUCCAGCCAAGGGGAGGGAGCGGCCGUGCUUUUGCGCUCGCUGGAGCCUUUGAGCGGUCAGGACGUCAUGAGGGGCCUGCGAGCAGCCAAACGCAAGGCUGGAGCCAAAACCCUUCAGGACAAAGAGCUCUGCAAUGGCCCGUCCAAGUUGUGCCAAGCGUUAGAUAUACAGCGCUGCUUCGAUCGCAGGGAUCUGGCCACUGAUACCGAGGUGUGGCUUGAGAGGGACCCAGAGCGAGAGACUGUUCCCGCUGGAGAGGUGGUGUCGGCCCAUCGGAUCGGAGUUGAGUCUCAUGGGGAAUGGGCAACCAAACCGCUUCGCUUCUACCUGAGAGGACACCCAUGUGUGAGCGUCCUGAACAGAGAUGCAGACCGUCAGAUGCGUUCACAAUCCUCCACUGAUCCACUGACAGUUUCCUGAAAGAUCUUCAUGUUAUUCGGUCUCUUUAAAGAGAUUGUCAUCAUUUACUCACUCUCAUGUUGUUCUAAACUUGUAUAUUUUUUUGUUAUUUUGGAGAACAGAAAAGGAGAAGUUUAGCAGAA
Molecule: messenger RNA, 1103 nt
Organism: Rhinichthys klamathensis goyatoka
Lineage: Eukaryota; Metazoa; Chordata; Actinopteri; Cypriniformes; Leuciscidae
Gene: mpg
Product: N-methylpurine DNA glycosylase
Exons: 3
Coding region: 151-981 (276 amino acids)
Biological process (GO): base-excision repair
Molecular function (GO): alkylbase DNA N-glycosylase activity; DNA binding
Source: RefSeq, a predicted model, not a curated record